AUGAAAAUCGAGAUUGGAAGAAAGGCUGGAAACGCGGAUGCCGACAACGCCGACGAUGGCAACGUCAUUCGCCCAGACACCAUCGUCAAAAGCAUUGAAGAUUGGCUCGUUCAUCAAGCCAUGGACGAGUUUGGUCUUCCUGAAGAACAAAUCAAUAACUUAUAUGCAGUCGCUGCAGGCUUGCUUGAAGACGGCCAACAUCCCCGUUUGAUGCAGGAACUUGACAAUCUCGAUCAACAACCUGUGAAUCCCGUAUUUGGUGAAAACCAAGAGAACAAUGAUCCGAAUUGGGAACAGAGAGUUGCGCUUCAGGAACCAGGCGCGGCUAUGCGCCAAUUGGCAGAUGAAGUAAGGGAGUUGGAGGAGCGUGGCCGUAUGCUGCGGGAGGAAAAUCACAGCCUGGUCGAGGAACUUCGCAGAGUUAAUGAGGAACGUCAGGCAAUGAAUGAGGCUUUUCGAGCCAUCGAGCUUAAUCGUAUAAAUGAAGAACGUCAGGCCAUGGAUGAGGCUCUUCGAGCUAUCGAGCUAAACCGUAUUCUACAUGAGGAACAUCGCAAUCUGGCGGAGGCACUUCGCCGAAUGGAAGAUGUUGCAAGUGUGCGAGAACAUCAACAUGAGGUAGAGGAGGAUACUGUGCAAGAGAUUCCACAUGGAGAGGCCAAUCGUGUGCCGCAGGAUGAUCAUCAGAGGACUUUCUAG
Molecule: messenger RNA, 699 nt
Organism: Caenorhabditis briggsae
Lineage: Eukaryota; Metazoa; Nematoda; Chromadorea; Rhabditida; Rhabditidae
Exons: 4
Coding region: 1-699 (232 amino acids)
Source: RefSeq, a predicted model, not a curated record